UUUUAAAAACAAGUCAACAUUUGUGAUCACAGAACAAAAAACAAGAACUAACAAUGCAAGUCGGCAGUCAGUACGGAAAUCUGGGAGGAUCUCAAGCGGAGUUCUUGGCCUUGGAGCCGUAUGGAUCGUACGGCUCUGGCGAUCCCGAGGGCCAGCCGAAGAACAUAGGAUUCAACGAUGGCAGCAUCCGACGGGGAUUCAUCCGCAAGGUGUACCUUAUACUGAUGGCCCAACUGGUGGCCACCUUCGGGGCCGUGUCGAUCUUCAUAUUCAACGAUAAUGUCAAGAUGUACGCCCUGCAGAAUAGGUGGGUCUUCAUUGUGGCCCUGUUUUUGAUGCUGGCCACGCUGCUGGGGCUGGUGUGCAGCGAGAGUCUACGCCGCCAGACACCGAUGAACUUCAUCUUCCUGGGGGGCUUCACCGUGGCCCAGUCCCUGCUGCUGGGCGUGUCGGCCUGUCGCUUUGCUCCCACGGAGGUCCUGAUUGCCGUGGGAAUCACGGCAGCCGUCUGCCUGGCCCUCACGCUGUUCGCUAUGCAGACAAAGUACGACUUUACCAUGAUGGGAGGCCUCCUCAUCACACUGCUGGUGAUCCUCCUGAUCUUUGGGCUUGUGGCUGUGUUUGUGGGUGGCAGCAUGCUCACCCUCAUCUAUGCUUCGGUCAGCGCCUUUCUGUUCUCCAUGUACCUGAUCUACGACACACAGCUGAUGAUGGGUGGCGGCCACCGUUACUCGAUCAGCCCCGAAGAGUACAUAUUUGCGGCCUUGAACCUUUACUUGGAUAUAAUUAACAUAUUCAUGGACAUUCUGGCCAUAAUUGGAAGGUCGGACAACUAGCAGAACAAUCAUCCGUUAACUGCAAACUGUUUAAAUAUGCUGCAUACUUUCAGGCUUCACUUUGAUAACCAACUCUCAUAUAAUUUGUUGAUUGCGCUCACAGACCAAUAAAUCAAAUU
Molecule: messenger RNA, 955 nt
Organism: Drosophila persimilis
Lineage: Eukaryota; Metazoa; Arthropoda; Insecta; Diptera; Drosophilidae
Gene: Recs1
Product: protein lifeguard 1
Exons: 1
Coding region: 54-836 (260 amino acids)
Cellular component (GO): membrane
Source: RefSeq, a predicted model, not a curated record